Messenger RNA from Megalops cyprinoides (Indo-Pacific tarpon), 4505 nucleotides. RefSeq names its product leucine rich repeat (in FLII) interacting protein 1a (gene lrrfip1a). The transcript is spliced from 28 exons. Gene Ontology annotation, biological process: regulation of transcription by RNA polymerase II. The record is from RefSeq and is a predicted model, not a curated record. Lineage: Eukaryota; Metazoa; Chordata; Actinopteri; Elopiformes; Megalopidae. Gene Ontology annotation, molecular function: DNA-binding transcription factor activity, RNA polymerase II-specific; RNA polymerase II cis-regulatory region sequence-specific DNA binding. The coding region runs from base 833 to 3040 and encodes 735 amino acids.
UCUGUCAGAAAUCCACCGGGAGAAAGGCUACAGCUUUAAGAAGUACAAGAUAAGAUAGCCCGUUUUUAGCGCUCGCCGCUCAUCAUUAAAAAUAGCAAAGAGGGUGUGAGUGUAACAGCCUAGCCUACCCCUCACCGUUGAUAGCAGAAAAGUCUACCCCGGAACGUGUAUUCAUUUUGGUCUGGUCUUCAUCCGGGAUUGCUUUGCUCUGAAUUCUCCCUGUCAUGUACGGCAGUUCGGUCUCCGCUCGUAUCAUGUUUUCUUCAAACGGACCGCACAGAUAAAAUAGGCUGUAAUAGCAAUAAGAAUCUACACACCAAUAACUCUGACCGCUGUGUUCGUCUUUUGAAGGUGGAAUAUAUUUGGAUUUUAUAAUGGCGGAUUAAGUGGAGGACAACUGCUUGUUUUUUGAAUAUUAUUAAUCAAGCGCUUUUAUUCGCUGGCUGUUUUUUGACCACAUCAAGAAAGCAACAUGUUUGUUACGAAUAUGUUUAUCAACAACAGACGCCGGUAAUAUAUUUUGUAAAGUUACCAUAAGAGUGCUCGAAUCGAUUCACAAUCCAGGAAGAGAUCCGACGGAUGUACCAAGAUGACCCAACGCUAAACCAAAUAGCUAACGGUUCCUUGAUAUCUGAUUGAGCUAUCCACCGAAUGUACAAACAUACAUUUUGUUUUCCUUUUUUUCCCCCACAUAUUUUCGUCCGAAGAGACAACAGCUCCCCUAAUCGUUUUGAAUUUGUAGCCUACUAGCUAUUUUGUGUGCAUUUAAUAGCCUACUUGGACUUGGGAUCUUCAGAUUGUACUGGAGAAAAUACACUUAGAAAUCUAAAAAAUGGGAAGUCAGGGAACAGGACGGAGAAGAAUUCCCAACAGAGAGAGAUUGACGGCAGAAGAUGAUGCCUUAAAUCAAAUAGCUCGAGAGGCUGAGGCGAGGUUGGCAGCAAAGAGAGCAGCACGGGCAGAAGCUCGAGAGAUCCGCAUGAAGGAGCUGGAGAGACAGCAGAAAGAGAUCUAUCAGGUCCAGAAGAAAUACUACGGCCUGGACAACAAAUGGGGCGACAUUGAGCAAUGGAUGGAAGACAGUGAGAAGUAUUCCCGACACUCGCGGAGAAACACUUCGAUCUCGGACGAUGAGGAGCGGAUGUCUGUGGGAAGCCGAGGCAGCCUAAGGUCGGACCUCGAUCCAGUGGGAGCCUAUGGAGGGGCGAGUGCCGGGGGAUCCACCCACUCGCACAAGAAGUCCAAGAAGAAGAAGAAGAAGCACUCCAAAGCCAGCAAUGGCUAUGAGGAUGGGUACAGCGUAAUGUCCAGUCGGAGCUCACGGCUGAGCGACGAGAGCAAGGUGUCCCGGCCGUCCCGCCUCGACCUGCACCUGGGGAACUACUGCUCUUCCGACCUGUACAGCAGCACCAGCUUGCCUACCUCCAGACUCCAGAGUGCCACCCAGAACGGCUCCCGGCCCUCCCUGCUGUAUAGCGAUGCCCCCCACCCUCGAAGCCACAGGGGCUCAGUGUAUGAGGACAGCCUUUACAGCGGAGCACGGCGGUUUAGCGGCUCCAGCUCUCGCGCUCCCUCAGAGUACAGUGGCUUUCUGGGGUCCAACUCUCGGGCCUCCUCCAGGGCCAGCUCUGCCCGCGCCAGCCCAGUGGAGGACUCUAGCUCAGUGACCAGUUUCCUGCGCAAUGCUGCCAGUGGGAGUGGCAUCCUCAGGGACCUCGAUGACAUCACCAUCCCUGACCUGCCGGACGUGGAAGAGAGGUCAGACAGGGACUUUCUGGAAAAGGGGUCUCGCACCGCUUCGACCCUAUCGGCUGCCACCCUCGCCUCUCUGGGUGGGACUUCCUCCCGGAGGGGAAGUGGCGACACCUCCCUAUCGGUGGACACAGAGGCCUCCAUUCGGGAGAUAAAGGAAAUUCACGAACUGAAGGAUCAGAUUCAGGAUGUUGAAGCCAAAUAUAUGCAGACCCUCAAAGAAGUAAAGGACUCUCUGGUGGAGGUGGAGGAGAAGUACCGCAAGGCCAUGGUCUCCAAUGCCCAGCUGGACAAUGAGAAAUCCAACCUGAUGUACCAGGUGGACACACUGAAGGACUCUCUCAUGGAGCUGGAGGAGCAGCUGUCUGAAACACGCCGCCAGUACGAGGAGAAGGCCAAGGAGUUCGAGCGAGAGAGGCACGCCCACAGCGUGCUGCAGUUCCAGUUCAACGAGAUCAAGGAGACACUGAAGCAGAGCGAGGAGCUGCUGAAUGAGAUUCGGCAGUUGCGGCUGAAACAGGACAGCUUUGUCAGGGAGAUCUCUGACCUGCAGGAGACCCUGGAGUGGAAGGAUAAAAAGAUUGGGGCCUUAGAGAGGCAGAAGGAGUAUUCUGAUGCAAUCCGGAAUGAGCGGGAUGAGCUCAGGGAUGAGGUGGUCCAGCUGAAAGAUGUUCUAAAGAAACACGGGAUAGUACUUGGUGCUGACCUGACAACCAAUGGGGAAGCAGGAGAAGGUGUGAUUGAUGGACUGGCCAAUGCAGACUCUGCCCCCCGAUUGGCCCAGGAUGCCCCGGCCCCCCAUGCGGGUGGUGACAGCAUUCUGGAAAUCCGCCUGAGGAAGCUGGUGGAUGAGAGAGAGACUUUGGUGGAACAGGUGAGGAAACUGAAGGCUCAGCUGGAGCAGAAGCAGAAGAACGGGACGGAGGAGAGUGUGAGCCCCGAGGCUGACGUCCUGGAAAACGGCACCGACCCGCACAUCCUCGAUGUCCAGAGAGAUGCCAACAGGCAAAUCAGCGACCUUAAGUUUAAGCUUGUCAAAUCUGAGCAGGAGGUCACAGCUUUGGAGCAGAACGUCAUACGAUUGGAAGGCCAGGUGACUCGCUACAAGUCUGCCUCCGAGAACGCAGAGAAGGUGGAGGAUGAUCUGAAGGCAGAGAAGCGCAAGCUGCAGAGAGAGCUGCGGGCAGCGCUGGACAAGAUCGACGAGCUGGAGGCCAGCAACAGCCACCUGACCAAGCGUCUGGAGAAGAUGAAGGCCAACCGAAACGCCCUGCUUUCUCAGCAAUAACCACGCCCCAGCCCCCCCCCCCCCCCGCAAACAGCUCACCUCCAACUGGCCAUUGGCGGCUCCGCCCACCCACCGCAACACAUCAUGCUCCAUUUUAAUGAAGAAAAACUGAGAUUAUACGAAACCCUAGAUAUAUCCUCAACUCACGCAACCACACACACAAACACGCUAUGUGCCAUUCUUCAUAGAUAUUAUUAGGUUAUAAUUUUUUUAAGAGAAUGAGUAAUGAUAACUUAGCAAGUGCAUUGACCCCUGGUGGUCUCUUUGUGCCGACGGGGUUGCAGGUGAAACAUUGUGCCUGGCUUCCCUGAAUUGCGCCGGAUCGCGGCCAGGUGACCACGUAACCGGGACAGCUCUGGGCCAUGCUUCAGCUGCACAGGUGGAGAGACAGGAGCCAGGUAGUGCAGCAUUCUGGGACAGAAGGGCUCUCAGAGCGGCCUCGGGUCAGAAUAGACAGUACGCGGUGUGAGUGAGCAGGUGAGCUGUGUCUCCCCACAUACCACGGCAUACCUGCCCAGUGAACUGGCUGUAUCUGACGCACGCCCGGCACCUCACACUACACCACGCCCCCUCUUGACCGCGCCAGCCAAUGAGUUCCGUCCCCUCUGCUGCCUGGCUGCAUGGACCAGGCCAGACCGUCAGUUCUUCGUCUGGUUCAGGACAUGGUGCCGGACCCAGCGCGCUCCUCCUGCUUCUACCUUGCAUUUUCUCUGAGGGACACAUUUUUGCUUUUUGUUUCUCCUCAAACAGUAAUAACGAGGUCAACAGACUCUGUCUCUCUGCUUGUGACCCCAGCCAAACUGUGUGACGUUUGUGUGCACACACACGCUUUUCCUCUUUUGUUACCUGUGUACGUGUCCACAGUCACGGUGUGUCUAGCAGACAGUAGAGGUAGUGAGGCUCCAGCGUCCUCUUAAUCAGGAGCUAACUUCUCUCUUUUUCUAUGUUUCAUUUCGUUUUGUUUUGGCACAAAGAAACGCUAAAGCCAUUGUCACGGGAAGUAUAUCGGCACUUGUGGUUUCACCAACUUUCAUUUUCAUCUGGUCUUUGAGGAGAAAAAAACCAAUGGAAUGAAUAAUGUGCUGCAAUAAUACUGACUUCUUGUUGAAUGUAUCGGUUGUUGCAUUGACACUCGAACCUCAACAGCCUGACUCUCUCCAAACCAAUCCCAUAGGUAUGCAUAGGUCAGCAUUCCAUGCCCCCAAAGCUCUGCAGUCCGAAACGUGCCGGGCCCCGAGAUGACAGCAACGACGUGAGGAGGGGGGCUGGGUGGAGCAGAGGAAAGCCCCUCCCCCUCCCCACCCUCUGGCCCUGCCCCCAGCCUGCUGUCGCCUAAUCCGUGGAUCCCACAGCUCUGGGAGUCUCUGCAUCACCCUGUUUACAAAGCUUUAAAAUCGUUUUUAAAAAAAAGAAAGGAAAGAAUUGUAAUCUUUGUGCAAUAUUUGAAAUGUCUAUUAAAGCUGAA